AUAUAAUACGACUGCACAGGUACUAAGUCCCAUCUGACCAAAAUGUGGUCCAUACUCCUUCUUGUGAGUAUUGCUGCGGUGUCUGCAGAUCCUAAAGAGUUCCACGGGGAUAAAGUUUUUCGAGUAUUUCCCCAAAAUGAAGAACACGUUGAAUUAAUAAAAUCCAUUGCAAGCAAUACACAGCUUGACUUCUGGAUACCAGAAACCAUAUCACUGGUUACUGUAGGACAGCGUGCUGAUUUCCGUGCUGAAUAUGAAGUAGCGUAUGAUAUCCAGGCCCUCCUUGAGAAAAGUGGAAUGCCCUAUGAAGUUAUGAUUGGCAAUGUGCAAGAAGCUGUUGAUACCCAGCGUGAUAGCAAUAUCCGUGCUGUUCACAGCUAUGUAAAGUACAAUGACCUUGACACGAUUAACGCAUGGUCUGCUAACAUUGCUGCUCAGAAUUCCGGCCUUGUGUCUCGCUCCCAACUAGGAACCUCAUACGAGGGCCGUCCUAUCUACUUACUUAAGGUUGGCAAAAGUGGUUCGAAUAAAAAGGCUGUGGUCCUUGACUGUGGUUUCCACGCAAGAGAAUGGAUUAGUGUUGCAUUCUGCCAGUGGUUUGUAAAGGAGGCUGUUGAGAAAUAUGGAUCUGAUACACAAUUAACUAAUCUCCUCAACAACUUGGAUUUCUAUGUUGUGCCAGUUCUAAAUGUUGAUGGAUAUUCCUAUACCUGGACAAAUAACCGUAUGUGGAGGAAGACACGUUCAGUUAACAGUGGCUCCACUUGUAUUGGUACUGAUCCAAACAGGAAUUUCAAUGCUGGAUGGUGCACUGUGGGAGCUUCUUCAAGAGCUUGCGAUGAUACAUACUGUGGCAGUUCUCCUGAAUCUGAAAGAGAAACCAAAGCUCUGGCUAACUUCAUCCGUAAUAAUAUUUCUUCCAUAAAGGGAUACUUGACUAUUCAUUCCUAUUCCCAGAUGUUGCUGUUCCCCUACUCUUACUCUUAUGCUGUAGCUAAGGACCACACUGAGUUGAACACUGUAGCCAAGAAUGCUGUGAGUCAGUUGACAUCUUUGUACAACACCAAAUACACAUAUGGAGCUGGAGGCACUACAAUCUACCUUGCAGCUGGAGGGUCAGAUGACUGGGCUUAUGAUGCAGGCGUGAAAUACUCAUUCACUUUUGAGCUCCGUGACACAGGAAGAUAUGGUUUCCUGUUGCCCGAAUCUCAGAUCCAGGCAACUAGUCAAGAAACCUUGCUGGCUGUCAAGUCCAUUGCCACCCACAUCCUGAACAACGCAUAAGAAAUGGUUUUACAGAAGAUUGCGAUUGUACACUUCAAUCUUGUAAUACAUUGUCUAUUUCUACUAUCAUUUUCAGAAUUUAAUCAUUCUGACUACCUUGGAUUUCAGUAAUUGUUCCAAGAAAUACUACGUGAAUGGAAUAAUUAAUUAAAAAAAAGAAAAGAAAAUUUCUGCUCAAAUAAAUUUUGAAAACAAAAUGAGAAA
This is a messenger RNA of Pelobates fuscus (common spadefoot toad), 1488 nucleotides long. Its product is annotated as carboxypeptidase B-like. The record is from RefSeq and is a predicted model, not a curated record. Bases 43 to 1284 code for a protein of 413 amino acids. The transcript has 11 exons. Gene Ontology annotation, molecular function: zinc ion binding; metallocarboxypeptidase activity. NCBI's taxonomy places the organism in Eukaryota, Metazoa, Chordata, Amphibia, Anura, Pelobatidae. Gene Ontology annotation, biological process: proteolysis.